Messenger RNA from Rhododendron vialii, 856 nucleotides. RefSeq lists its product as uncharacterized. The record is from RefSeq and is a predicted model, not a curated record. Bases 235 to 522 code for a protein of 95 amino acids. NCBI's taxonomy places the organism in Eukaryota, Viridiplantae, Streptophyta, Magnoliopsida, Ericales, Ericaceae. The transcript is spliced from 3 exons.
GAUCACCCUCCCUCUUACUAUAUAGUAAUAGUAUAUAUCUCGACCUACCCAUCUUGAAACAUAGUCAUGACUCAUAGUAUGAUAUACAUGAGCCAUUUGCUUUUUGCUGUACUAGUUGUUUCCUCUCAUGAUCUGCCCUCUUCUCUCUCUCUCUCUCUCUCCUCUUGAUCUUCUUUACCAAUUCUAAAACCAAGAUAUAGAGACAUUUUCGGAGUUUGAAUUCUCAGAGACAACAUGGGAGAAUCUUCUGCUUCAUAUAUCCGCAUGGUGCAGCACCUUAUAGAAGAGUGCAUAUUAUUCAACAUGAGCAGAGAAGAGUGCAUGGAUGCUCUCUCCAAACAUGCUAAUAUCAUGCCAGUUAUCACUUCCACAGUGUGGAAAGAGCUAGAGAAAGAGAACAAGGAGUUCUUCCAGGCGUACGCAAGAGACAAAGAGGGGAGAGAGAGUGAAAUGGAGACGACGCAAAGAAUUCACAAGAUGCUGUUGGAUUCUUCCAAAAAAGACACCCACGACCGCGACUAGUUCCACCUGUGAUUGGGGAUUUGAUUGGCUUCUUUCGCACCCGUGGUCCUACAGUACUACAGUGAUGUACUGAUGUCAGAGCCUUCCAUCUAACUUAGCGACGGUUUAGAUUUUAUCUCGACGUAUAAUAUAUAGAUUGCUCCAAUGAUCUGUAGAAAUCUGGACUGUUGAUUAAUUAUAAAUGGAUUGCUUGGAUCACGCCUUACACCACUGCACUACUGGGCCCUCUAUUCCAAAUUGGACAUGACAUGCCAAGUGAAGUAUAUGAAUUGACAUUUGAGUCAAAUCCAAUCGAGAUGUCAAUUCUUAAAAUGUCAUGCAUUUGACAUCUCUA